AUGAUAUCGACCUUGUUACCAUUUCUUUAUAAUACGAGGACAAUCCUACGAACGAAUCCUCGAAUUUCCCUUACAUUUUCUCGUUCUUUACACGCCACACGGCGACAAUUAAGAGAGGGUGAUGAAAUACCAUUUGCCUCUUACGUUCCUCAAGAUGAGACUCCACCGGAACAACCUCUUCGUCGUGGUACCAUCACUCCGUCGGAGAGACGCGUAUUUGAAAGUAUCUUCGCCGAUAUAAAAUCUCGCGGUCUUAAGCCUUUUGUUCCCGAAGAAUCAUCAGCAACCUCAGCUACUCGCACUACUCUAUCUAUAAUGCAACAAGCUGUCCAAGAUGCUAGCCAUAUCCGCCCCGUUACCCUUACCACCCCCGGAAUACCGGAUGAUUCUACCCAAGAUCGUCAUAAGGCUCUUCUACGAUUUCCACCCGAAUUGCGCGCUGCUGCUAGCAAGGCAUUUGAUACAAUCCAGCCUUCAAACCCAAGGCUUCCGAGCGGUGAUGAUAUCGCAUAUGAUGAAGCUUCUAUUACCGCUACCCGAGAAGACCCUGAUGGUGAUGAAGGUUGGAAAGUACCCGCAAAUACCGUCGACCGCACUGCAGAGUUAGAGGCUAAGCGUUACCCUGAGCGCACCCGUGUCGAAGGAUUAAUCACUGCUGCUGAGACCGACUUCAAACUUUGGGAUGUCCUAGAAAAGGAAGUGUUCGUAAUGCCUGCCAGACUUGGUAUUCAGGGAGACGCAGAAACAGACGUCACGUCCACCGAAAACAACACUUCAUCCCAGGAAUUGAGUCUCUACAUACAUGGGCCGCUAUACCCGGAAUAUCUCCUACUCGCACUACGACGUCUCGACACCGCAUUUCGCGCGCCAUCACCUCUCGCCUUCUCCAUAUUACCUCGGAUUAAGGAGCUAGGACUCGAGUCAUAUAUCCUUGGUAUAUCAACACCUUUCUAUAACGAGCUCCUAGAAAUUUACUGGACCCGCCGUGGCGAUCUAUCCGGAGUGCUGAACCUGCUAGAGGAAAUGCGCCAUUGUGGUCUCCGCUUUGACGCACAGACUGCGUCUUUCCUCGGAAGAGUAAAUACGGCGUUAACUCUUCUAGCUACUAGGGAAGCCUCUGGUUCUUUUGCAAGGGCCCUUAUGAACAUGCCUGAAUACGACCGGUCUGUACGACAUCGCAUAAAGCGUUGGCACGAAGCUGUGGACUUGUCAAUCAACGAAGAGAUAGAUUGA
Molecule: messenger RNA, 1233 nt
Organism: Daldinia childiae
Lineage: Eukaryota; Fungi; Ascomycota; Sordariomycetes; Xylariales; Hypoxylaceae
Exons: 1
Coding region: 1-1233 (410 amino acids)
Cellular component (GO): mitochondrion
Source: RefSeq, a predicted model, not a curated record